AUGGUUUGGAGGCCUCUAAAUUUAGCGGAGGUGUGCCCCGUCCACACUCACCUCUCCGCCUGCUCCCACUUCGGCUAUGUGUACUUACACCUGCUGGUUCAAUUGUUCAGCGGCUCCAGUGACAGAAGAAUACAAGAGAAGUUGGGAUACCAUGAAAGCAUAGAAGACGAGGAUAGAAUAGUCGAGAGCAUAGGAAGCUACGAAAAUAGAAAACAUAGCCCAGAAGAGUACGAUUUUAUCGUUGUUGGCGCUGGAUCCGCUGGGUGCGUAGUGGCCAACCGACUUUCUGAACAUAAGCAAUGGAAGGUGCUUUUGCUAGAAGCUGGACAAGAAGAACCUGACAUAACCAUGGUGCCGGGCCUGUCGACUGUUUUGCUUGGGUCGAACGUGGACUGGGCAUACUCGACAGAACCGGAUGGCAAGAGUUGUUUGGCCUCACGAGAAGGACGAUGCGCUUGGCCAAGAGGCAAGAUGAUGGGCGGCACCAGCUCAAUCAAUUCCUUAGCUUAUGUUAGAGGAAACAAAUUAGACUACGACACCUGGGCAGCCAUGGGCAACGUAGGGUGGAGUUACAGAGAUGUUCUACCAUAUUUUAAGAAAUCGGAGAGAAACCUUAAUAUUGAAGGACUUGAUCGUAAAUAUCAUGGAGUGGAAGGCGAGCAGUAUGUUUCGCGUUACCCAUACAUUGACAAACCAUCGAUUAUGAUGACAGAAGCUUUCAACGAGAGAGGAUUACCCCUCAAUGAUUACAACGGAGCUUAUCAAGUCGGAGCUAUGCAGGCCCAAGCAAUAUCUUUAGAUGGACAAAGAGUUUCAACCAACACUGCUUUCAUCCAUCCCAUUAGAUAUAAGAGAAAGAAUUUGACAGUUAAAACUAAUUCAGAGGCUGUAAAGAUACUUAUAGAUAAGUACAAUAGAGCGUAUGGCGUUAAAUAUGUUAAGAAUAAUCUAAUUUAUACAGCGAUAGCGAAAAAAGAGGUUAUAGUGAGUGGAGGUCCGAUAAAUGCACCAAAAUUGCUUAUGUUAUCCGGCAUAGGUCCAAAGGACCAACUGGAGAAAUUGGGUAUUCAUGUCGUAAAGGACUUAGCUGUUGGUGAGAACCUGCACGAUCAUGUAACUUUCAACGGUAUAAUAAUAGCUUUACCAAACAGAACUGCUACGACACGAGAAAACAAUGAAGUACUGAGGGAAGUUAUAGAUUAUGCCAAAAAAGAAAUCAAAGAUGGUCCACUUUCUGGAAAUGGACCUGUUAGUUCUGUGGCAUUUAUCAAGACCGAACCUUAUUUACCAGCGCCUGACGUUCAGUAUCAAGUUAACAACGUCAAAUGGAGAGAAUACAUUAAAGAACCGACAGACUACGAUAGGACUACAAUUUUCCCAACGAGUUUCUACGAUGGCUUGGAACCGAGGACAAUGAAUUUAGUCCCGAGAAGCAGAGGCAAACUCUGUCUCAAUACAACUGAUCCCAACGGUCCCCCAUUACUGUAUGCUAACUACUUCGAUGAUGAAACGGAUUUGAUUCCUCUGAUCAAAGGCGUAAGGUUCCUUUUGUCUUUAGAAGAAACGCAAGCUUUCAAAGCAAACGGGGCUCGUUUCCUAAGAAUUCAAUUACCAGCGUGUAGGGAUCACGCAUGGGGUACCGAUGAGUACAUAGUAUGCUUGGCUAGAAAAUACACAUCUUCGCCAUACCACCCAGUAGGCUCCUGCAAAAUGGGGCCGAAGUGGGACAAGAAGGCUGUAGUGGACCCCAGAUUAAGAGUUUAUGGGGUGUCUGGACUUCGAGUAAUAGAUUCGUCGAUAAUGCCAAACGUACCUCGGGGCAAUACCAAUGCCCCCUCCAUUAUGGUAGGAGAAAGAGGUGUAGCUUUGGUUAUAGAGGAUUGGUUGUAUAACUAA
Molecule: messenger RNA, 1896 nt
Organism: Parnassius apollo (apollo)
Lineage: Eukaryota; Metazoa; Arthropoda; Insecta; Lepidoptera; Papilionidae
Source: the annotation of a GenBank genome assembly